This is a messenger RNA of Salpingoeca rosetta, 1087 nucleotides long. RefSeq names its product 3-hydroxyanthranilate 3,4-dioxygenase. Gene Ontology annotation, biological process: 'de novo' NAD+ biosynthetic process from L-tryptophan; quinolinate metabolic process. The coding region runs from base 82 to 927 and encodes 281 amino acids. NCBI's taxonomy places the organism in Eukaryota, Choanoflagellata, Craspedida, Salpingoecidae. The transcript is spliced from 10 exons. Gene Ontology annotation, cellular component: cytoplasm. Gene Ontology annotation, molecular function: 3-hydroxyanthranilate 3,4-dioxygenase activity; iron ion binding. The record is from RefSeq and is a predicted model, not a curated record.
CGACAACAGCAUAAACUGGAGUCACCAUUACCCCAUCCGCUGACUGUUUUGCGCCGCGACAAAAGCAAUCAACCAACCAAGAUGACACUGGUGAACAUCGAGGGCUGGGUGGAGGAGAACAAGGCAUCCUUCGCUCCACCCGUCUGCAACAAGCUCAUGCAUGGCGAUGGCUUGUUGAAGAUCAUGUUCGUAGGUGGACCAAACAUCCGCCGGGACUUCCACAUUGAGGAAGGCGAGGAGCUCUUCUUCCAGCUCAAGGGAGACAUGGUUCUGAAGAUCAUGGAGCAAGGCAAACCAAAGGACGUCAAGAUCAAGGAGGGAGAGAUUUUUGUGCUGCCCGGGCGCAUUCCCCACUCCCCACAGCGGUUUGAGGACACGGUUGGGCUGGUGAUUGAGCGCGAGCGCAGCGAGAAGGAGCUUGAUGGACUCCGCUACUACCGCAAACAGGACGACAGCACGCCGCUCUGGGAACGCUGGUUCCACUGCUACGACCUCGGCACACAGCUCAAGCCCGUCAUUGACGAGUUCUUUGCCAGCGAAGAGCACAAGACAGACACUCCAACCAAAGAGAACGUGACUGACCCAACUCCCAUCAACAUCGACACAACGACAACCGUGGACGCACCCUUCUCACUUCAGCAGUGGUUUGAGGAGCACGCCGAUGACGUGGCAGACAAACCCACGCUCAUGUUCUCAAAGGGAGAAUUUCAGGUGCACGCGUGUGGAAACGGAUGCAAGGCCUCGUUUGAGCCAACACAGCAGCAAACAUGGAUCUGGCAACACUCUGGGACAUCCACGGUGCGGGUGAAUGACAUUGAUCACAGCAUGAAUCAAGGCGACUCCCUGCUCAUUGAUCCAAACUCCAGCGUGACGUGGACGCAGGGACCGGAUGGCCGCGGUCUUCGUGUGAACAUGAAACUUCCAUGAACCAUGACAUGUGUCGUUCGCACGUGGUGCUGGUUCGGUUGUAUGGGGUAGUGUUGUUUUGUUGUUUGAACAACGUCUUGUAUUUCCAUUACACGAACACGUAAAUUGUUAGCACAAACCUCACAUUGCCCUCAGGCAUAUGCACACGACUCUUAUGGAC